UUUCCAGGCAACCCUGGCCCGGCCCCGCGAUGGCGCCUGAGGACCACGAGGGGGCCACGUCUCUGCUGCAGAGUUUCGAGCGCCGCUUCCUGGCGGCUCGCGCGCUGCCCUCCUUUCCCUGGCAGAGCCUAGAAGAAAAACUAAAGGACCCCUCGGGUUCUGAGCUGUUGCUGGCUAUUCUGCAGAGGACUGUGAAGCAUCCUGUGUGUGUGCAGCAUGGACCCUCUGUGAAGUAUGCCCGCUGCUUUCUCUCAAAGCUCAUCAGAAAGCAUGAGGCUGUACCCACGGAGCCUUUGGAUGCACUGUACGAGGCGUUGGCAGAGGUUCUGAUGACCCAAGAGUCCACCCAGUGCCACCGGAGCUAUUUGCUGCCUUCAGGAGACUCAGUCACACUCUCUGAGAGCACUGCCAUCGUGUCCCAUGGCACCACAGGCUUGGUUACAUGGGACGCUGCUCUCUACCUGGCAGAAUGGGCCAUUGAGAACCCAGCAGCCUUCACUGACAGGACUAUUCUGGAGCUAGGCAGUGGAGCUGGCCUUACAGGCCUGGCAAUUUGCAAGGCAUGCUGCCCCAGAGCAUACAUCUUCAGCGACUGUCAUGCCCAAGUGCUUGAGCAGCUCCGUGGAAACGUUCUCCUCAACGGCUUCUCCUUAGAGCCGCACACUCCCAUUGACGCAGGCAGCUCGAAGGUGACAGUGGCCCAGCUGGACUGGGACGAGGUGACAGCCUCUCAGCUCUCUGCCUUCCAGGCAGAUGUUGUCAUUGCAGCAGAUGUGCUGUACUGCUGGGAGAUGACACUGUCACUGGUCAGGGUCCUGAAGAUGCUCGAGGACUGCCAGAGGAAGAGCGCUCCUGACGUCUAUGUGGCCUAUACUAUCCGCAGCCAGGACACAGGCAAGCUGUUCAUCGAAGAGCUGGACCGUGCUGGAAUCUACUGGGAAGAGGUGCCCCCUCACACUGGCAAACUGUUCCCUUACGAAGAGCAUUCGGCCAUCGUAAUCCUGAAGCUGGUGCUGACCAGUCGCCAUGGCGUUUGAAGUGAUUUGAAAAAUGAGAUGACUAGCUGGGUGUGGUGGCACACGCCUUUAGUCCCAGCACUCGGCAGGCAGAUUUCUGAGUUCGAGGCCAGCCUGGUCUACAAAGUGAGUUCCAGGACAGCCAGAGCUAUACAGAGAAACCCUGUCUCAAAAAAAAACAAAAAAAAAAAAAAAGAAAAAAAAAAUGACUGUCAUGGGAAAGCUGAAAGGCUUCUGUUGAGCAGGAAUGUUAAAUAACAGCACAAGUGUACAGUAAGCACAGGCUGAGUGCUGGUGCCUGGCCUCAGCAGCUCGUCUGCAGUGGACACUGGCUCAGAGCAAACGCUUCCAUUGUACAAAUAAAUAUAUACAUUUAUUAAGUACGACUGUCCUGUCAGACAGCUCAGCCUUGCUCAGCCAAUCCCAAUGAACACAGGCUAUCCCAGAGCUCACAGCAGAACCAGAACGCAAGGGUUGUGACGAGUCCAGAAACAAACCCAGGGACUGAGAAGUUGGCAGGGACACUGGAAGUAACAGAAGUGCUCAGAACAGAAGAGAGCUGCCAGAUCACUCUCUUCCUAGCUGUGGCCCACUUGUCCUCAGGCUUAUGACCACUAGGGGGCACUCAAAAGCCCCGGCAGGAAGGGUGGCCACAGGGUGGAUGGGGCCUGGAGGUUAUCUGUGAGCAAGCAGAGGGAGCACAGUCUGCUGCCAGCUCUCAUCCCAGCGUUGCUGCCCCGACUCCUGCAGUUUCUUCCGGAACUGGCUUAGCUUUCCAGCAGGGUCAGGGAACUUUGAGAAAAGCAUCUAGGGAAAUAGGAAAACUGGAACUCAGCUCCCUGCACCAGGCCCCGGCCUCCUUGCUCGUGUCCAGUAGUGCCCCUCCACUCACCCACAGCCCUGCCCUAGAGAAUGGCCAGCCUCCACCUGCUAUUCUCUCAGCUUCCCCUCCCAUCCUCAACACACCCCUGCAGAUGCAGUUAAGAUGGAAGCCUUUAGUGUGUCUAUCAGGGACCAGAAAACUGAAGCCUUCGGGUUGGGUCCUGCCCACCUGCCUUUGUAAAUAAAGUUUUAUUGGAACUCAGA
This is a messenger RNA of Mus caroli (Ryukyu mouse), 2102 nucleotides long. It is a transcript of the gene Eef2kmt, whose product is annotated as eukaryotic elongation factor 2 lysine methyltransferase. The record is from RefSeq and is a predicted model, not a curated record. NCBI's taxonomy places the organism in Eukaryota, Metazoa, Chordata, Mammalia, Rodentia, Muridae. Gene Ontology annotation, cellular component: protein-containing complex.